Molecule: messenger RNA, 1804 nt
Organism: Aphis gossypii (cotton aphid)
Lineage: Eukaryota; Metazoa; Arthropoda; Insecta; Hemiptera; Aphididae
Exons: 6
Coding region: 493-1356 (287 amino acids)
Source: RefSeq, a predicted model, not a curated record
CGCCCAGAGCGCAGUCUGCUUGCGCGCGUUGUGGUCCACUCGGAAAACGUUUACAAAAACAAAAACAAAAAAAAAAAAAAAUUCAAAAAGUCACUAUUUUAAAAACGUAUAGACGGAGACUAUUUGAUUUCGUCGUUAUAAUUGUUUUCCUCGAAACGACUAACCUUUUCAAACGGUGCAAUUUGAAAAUCGUGUUAUAUUAUUAUUUACGCACUGGCACGACACCGGUUCUGCCAGGGGAUGAUCUCAACAGUCCGACUACUGUUAAUAAUUACUCCGCGAAAAGUUGGUGAUUUCAACAGUAUGCGACACUGAUAUCGAUUACGAGCACGUUUAACAAAUUAUAUAUUAGUAAAAUAAUAUUUGGUAACGCGUAACGAAAUGUUUACUGGUGAGUUCACCGAAUCGGCCGAUCCAUUCCGACUUCAUCAUCGGCUGCCUUACCACGGUAACCCGUGAUGGAUACGUGUCUCAUACCACGACGUCAGAAUCAUGUUACCGAGUCGUCGUUUGAACAAAACUGCUCGCACGUACUUUGCAAUCGUCGCCGCUGCCGUCGCUGCUUUAGUCGGUUUUCGAAUUCCGAGAUGCGACAGUUUAUCCAACAUGAGCAUAACGGUUCCUGUGGCCGUGGCUUCCGGUGAGUCAGCCAAGAUGACGUGCACUUACGAUCUAGAAUCCGAUCCACUGUACACGGUCAAAUGGUACAAAGGUCGGCAAGAGUUCUUCAGGUACGUGCCAAAAGAAUUGCCACACACCAGAGUGUUUCCGUGGCCCGGCAUAAACGUAGACGUUAGCCAAUCAGGACCUAAUCAAGUGGUAUUACGAGAUGUUAGAAGACACUUGUCAGGAAAAUACCGAUGUGAGGUGUCAGCAGACGCACCAUCAUUUCACACCAAAAUCGUAUCCUCUUGGAUGCACGUCGUCUACCCACCUGUCGGACAACCCGUGCUGUCACUGGAGAAACGACACUAUACAAUCGGAGACACGUUGAAAGGCAACUGCACGUCACCGCCGUCCAGUCCACCGUCCAACGUUACUUGGUACUUAAACGAUAAAUGGAUGAACUCGAGUUACGGCAGGUCGUCGUCGGGCCGAGCGACACUGGACGACGCGUCGCGAUCGACAAACACCGUGGGACUCGAGCUGGAGGUGAACAGUUUCAAAGUGGGCAAGAUGCGAAUCCGGUGCGUGGCCGAGCUGUACGGCGUGUUCAAAACGUCGUCCGAGACGGUAUUGGACGAGGAAAAACCGCGUCUGGCUUCGAUUCUGGGCACGUUUUCGUCUACAGGUGCAUCACACACGUCUUCUUUUUCGUUAUUGAUUGUGAUAUUGGUCAGCGUAUGGAUAAGAUAACCAUAUAAAAAUCCAACGCCCAAAUAUCAAAUAAACGACCGCAUUAGUGAUUUCGUUGAUUUUCGUUUCAUGUAAAUUUAUAACAUUUUAAGACGCGUUAUUUUUGAAUCCAAAAACUAUCUUCGUAUAAAUAUUAAUGUAUUAUGUUGUAUAUAUAUAGAAUGAUUUUAGAGAAAAAAACCAUAGAGUAUUUUAUUGGUUAUUAUAAAGUUAUGUUUUGACUUUAUUAAUAUUAUUACAUUGUAUAAUAUAUAUAUUCUACUAAAAAUGUAAACUAAAUAAAAAUUACUAAUAAUACCUAUUAUCUAUUUGACUUUUCAAUAAACAUUUACCAAAAAUUACUUAGUUAAGUGAAGAAAAUUCGAAGAAGAUAUCAAUGUUGUCUGUUAUUAUUUAAUGUUUGUAUUGAAUAAACCAUUGGUUCAUGAAUAAUCAUAUUAUAAUCGUA